Yarrowia lipolytica CLIB122 is the source of this 1590-nucleotide messenger RNA. Lineage: Eukaryota; Fungi; Ascomycota; Dipodascomycetes; Dipodascales. The record is from RefSeq and is a predicted model, not a curated record.
AUGAGAGCAGUUGCCCCAGACAUUGAUAUACAGUUAUGUUCAGUAUUCGUAAACUCACUGGUACCCCAUCAUCAUAUUGAGUUCGAUAAAAAAGCCCAAAUGCACUCUCCAUCAUCAUCAAACAACAUGUUCACAGGAAAAUCCAAUGUGUGGGGGAACAGUCAGAUGACACGACUCUUUAUUCUGACACUUACAAUUGCAGGUCUGCAAUUCACCUGGGGCGUGGAAAUGAGUUAUGUCAAUGUCUACCUGUUAUCUUUGGGCAUGUCCAAGUCUACCAUCUCGUUAGUAUGGGCAAUGGGACCCCUCGCGGGCCUUGUGACACAACCUGUGGUAGGCUUGCUGUCAGACUCUUGCACAUCUCGAUAUGGAAGAAGGCGUCCGUUCAUGGUUGUGGGAUCGCUUUUCGUGUCUCUCUCGCUGGUGACUAUGGCAUGGGCCACGGAAUUAUCUCCCAUUCUCUUCUUUUUAAACAAGAGCAUUUCGACUCGCGUCAUUGCGGUUUUCUCUGUGUUCCUCACCGACUUUUCCAUUAACACUGUGCAAGCAUGUUGUAGAGCUCUCAUUGUGGAUAUCCUACCUGCUUCACUACAGCAAGCAGGUAACGGGUGGGCCGCUCGUCAAACAGCGGUAGGACAUCUGAUUGGCUAUUUUCUGGGAUUUCUCAACUUGGUUCAUAUUACCAACGGAUGGAUGGGAGACACUCAACUCAAGUGCUUGUGUGUUAUUUCUUCUGCAGCGCUGUUACUUACUGUGGGGAUAACAAGCAUGCUAACAAGAGAACAGGUUCUUGUCAAGACUGAGCAGCAUGAACCUGUGACGCUAAAGAGUGUAUUAAGUCACACAUGUGGAAUCUUCACCACCAUUUUCAAGACAGCUACCACUUUGCCUCCCAGAAUGAAGCGAAUUGUCUCUGUCCAAUUCUUCGCAUGGUACGGAUGGUUUUCGUUUUUGUACUAUUCAUCAACAUGGAUUGGAGAGGUGUACCAACGACAACAUGGCGGGGUCGAUGAAGAUGGUGAUAAGGUCGGAAAGGUAGGUAGAAUUGGAUCAAUGUCGUUGACGGUGUUCUCUGUCGUCUCUCUAAUUGCUUCCUUUGUCAUGCCAUUUCUGGCAACAAAUACUGUGUUCAGGUAUAAACCACGGCUGACGUCCAUUUGGACUGGCGCUCACAUUGUGUUUUCUCUAGCGAUGUUUUCCACGUUGUACGUUGGAUCUGUGGGCGCCGCGACUGCAGUCAUAGCCUCAUGUGGAUAUUCUUGGGCAAUCACAACUUGGGCUCCUUUCGCCUUGAUGGGCGAGGAGAUUCACAGGCUUGAAGGUACACCGCUCCCCAUAUCACAGGAGAUAAACGAAACAGACCAACUAGGUCCCAAUUCCAGUGCCACCUCCGACGCGAAGCAUACAGGAGUGUUCCUUGGUAUCCACAACAUUGCAAUCAGUGCACCCCAAUUCGUCUGCACGUUUGUGUCAUCGUUUGUGUUUUUCUUGCUCGAAGGAGAGGGGGAUGGAGGCCGUGCCAUUGCCGUCACGUUCCAGAUCGGAGGUGUCAUGACGCUGAUAGCCGCGUAUAUAUCGAGGGCUCUCUGA